Molecule: messenger RNA, 1080 nt
Organism: Durusdinium trenchii
Lineage: Eukaryota; Dinophyceae; Suessiales; Symbiodiniaceae
Source: the annotation of a GenBank genome assembly
AUGGCUGUCAGGACCUUCGGGCAUUGUGUGACUGGAAGCUUGGACCUGAUCGGUAUUGUUGCGAUUUGUUUGAUCUACAUUCCAUUGAGCGCCAGCUCUUCGGUGCCAGAGGCAGCGGUGUUCAGACAUUACAACAAAGAACGUCCGAUUUCAUAUGGCAUUCAGCUCCCAGAAGGGAGGGCUCCAUUUGCCUUUGGCCAUGUGUUGGCAGAAGACUUGAUGUCUUAUCUGCAAGAAGAUCCACAUGGACCCUUUCUCAACCAAAGUGUGCCACUUGUGAAAUGGGGGUUUGAAGAGGAUACUAUCAAUGAAGAGUUAGAAUCUAUUUGGAAGGCAGACUGGCAUGCAACAGCAUUCUGGGGAACUUCCAAAAUUUUUGUUCCAAGAGUGGACAAAUUCUUACCAUCAAGGCAGCCGCCGCUCCGGAUUUUGGCCUUCCUUGAGGCCUUCCGUCAGGUGUCUGGUCGGGCGUGGAGUCGGAUUCUGGAUGGUCUCCAGAGCUUGAGUCGAAGCGAUGAAGAACUUGAGCUAAAAGAAAUCGUGAGGAUCUUUUGCAAGAGUCUUCGGGAGCAAAGUCAUUUUUGCGGAGUUGAGGCUCAAAUAUGGCAAGGUGGCCAGUUGGUGAUGGAUUCUCACACGGAUGGUGCCACAUCAUUGCUGCACCUAAGCCUGACUCUAGGAGGGCACAGAACUCUUCGAAUUGGCCACUUCAAAGAGCGGCACUCACCAUACAGACCACAGGACAACAGGAGAAGAGGCAGACCACCAGGGGAUGAAGUCAGUGUCUGGAAUGAGGCUGCAUAUGCCCAAGACGAGCUGUGGGAUAUUCCUCAAUCAACGGGAAGCGUCUACUUGACUUCUCCUUUUUGCUUCGAGCAUGGGGUGAGGUAUGAGGGUGAUGCACCAGUCUUUGCGCUUCAGUGCCGCUUUGCUUUUGCCAACUUCUCUGAAGCACAACUGGUUAACGGGCAGCGAACUGGCAAUAUGCGCCGAGUAGCUGAAGUUGUUUCCGAUGCUCUCGUGACAGCUGUGGAUAAGAUCGAAUUGCGACUGCCAACUUUGGAAGAGCACUUUGCUUGA